AUGAAAUUUCCACCACUACGGCAGGGCCCUGCCAGCACCAUUUCUGCAGAGUAUGCAUUAAGAGGUGGAUGCGAGAGGGUUGAAGAGUUUGUCAGCUAUGCAGAACUAACAUCAGUAUGCUACAAAACUGAUCUCACGAAUAGUCAAUCAGCACUACCCAAAGGCAGCCACAGAAUAUGGGUACCUACCAGGCAAAGAAGGUUUUCUUUAAAAAGGCUGUACUGA
Macrosiphum euphorbiae (potato aphid) is the source of this 225-nucleotide messenger RNA. NCBI's taxonomy places the organism in Eukaryota, Metazoa, Arthropoda, Insecta, Hemiptera, Aphididae. The record is from the annotation of a GenBank genome assembly.